GCUCUCUCUUUCCCGCUUUCAAAUUCGUUCAAAGCUGUUUGGAAGAAGGAGAAGAAGACAACCUCUGAGGCUUAUUCCGUGGAGAUCUUCACCGGAUGCCCAUGGCGGACCAGGAUUCGGAGCAAUUGCGGAAGUUGUCGCUCGGGAUCGCCAAGGUUUUUCACGAGAUUCAGACCUCCAACGCCACGCACAUUCGGAAGCUCAAGGAACUCGCAGCGCUCCUCUCUUCGUCGUCGCCGAUUCAAUUCUGCAAUGCUUUCUGCAAAUCUCUAGGACCUCUUUUCGAUUUCCAGUCCCGCAUCGCGGUUGCCGAAAGGAUAAUCAAGUUCGUUUCCGUCUUUGCUUGCUCGUGCGCUGGGAAAGAGGAUUGUGGAGUUGUGUUCCUGGAUAAUUUCCUAAGGUUUCUCCUCCUGGCUGCUGCCGCGGCGAACAAGACUGUUAGGUUUAGGGCUUGCCAGAUCGUUUCUGAGAUCAUUAUGCGAUUACCAGAUGAUGCUGAAGUCAGUAGUGAACUUUGGGAUGAGGUGAUAGAAUGCAUGAAGUUACGCAUGGAAGAUAAGACCCCUGCAACUCGAACAUUUGCGGUUAGGGCUCUUGCAAGAUUUGCGACUGAUUCAGAGAAUGAAGACAUUCUUGAACUGUUCAUUGAGAAACUACAGUUGGAGCAGAACGGGGAUGUGCGUAAGGCAAUUGUGCUAGCUAUGCCUCCUUCAAGUGCAACUCUGUCAGCAAUAAUUGAUUUCACUCUCGAUGUGAAUGAAUCAGUCCGGAAGGCAGCAUACUUUGUCCUAGCUAGUAAAUUUCCCCUGCAGAGUCUGAGCAUCAAACAAAGAACAGAUAUUCUUCAAAGGGGGCUUGCUGAUCGUUCCACAGCAGUCGCAAAGGAGUGCAUGAAGUUGAUAAAAGAUGAGUGGCUCGAGAAAAGCUGCAAUGGAGACCCUAUACAGCUGCUUAAAUUUCUAGAUGUUGAAACAUAUGAAUCAGUAGGAGAAUUGGUAAUGACAACUCUACUGAAAGCAGGAUUGGUCAAAUUGCAAAAUGAUCAAUCCAUCCGGAAAUUCUUUUCAUCCACGGGUGAAUCAGCUGAAGGACCCUGCAAUAAACCUAUGGAGUUAAUGGAUGCUGAAGUUGUUCUUUUUUGGAGAAUGGUCUGUAAGCACUUGCAUGAGAAAGCCCAUACAAAGGGCUCUGAUGCUGCUAUGACUACGGGUGCAGAAUCAGCAGUAUAUGCAGCAGAAGCUUCAGACAGCAAUGAUCUUCUUGAUAACAUUCUUCCUGCUUCUUUGUUGGAAUAUGUCAAAUUGGUUAAUGCUCACAUUGCUGCUGGGCCAAAUUACCGAUUUGUCUCUAGGCAAUUGUUACUUUUGGGUACGAUGCUUGAUUUCUCAGAUGCUUCAAACAGAAAGGUGGCUAGUGAAUUUGUUCAGAAGUUGUUACAUAUGACUGUUGAUCAUGAAUUUGAUGACCAAGGGAAUGAAGUAGUGGUGGGGGAUGGUUUUAAUUUAGGAGGGGAGAGGGAUUGGGCUGCUGCUGUAGCAGAAUUGGUAAAGAAAGUCCAUGCAGUCCCUGGAGAAUUCGAAGAAGUUGUUCUUGGUGUGGUGGAGGAGCUUGCACGGCCAUGCAGGGAGAGAACAGCUGACUAUAAAGAGUGGUUGCAUUGCCUUGCUGUAGUUUCGCUGCUUUUGGAGAAGACUAGUUCCUUUCGUCAUAUGCGUGGAAAGCCCAUUGAGCCUACUGAAAUUCUUCUCUCGAUAUUGCUUCCAGGAGCUAAGCAUGCUAAUUUGGAUGUCCAGAGGGCUUCUCUCGGGUGCCUUGGCCUUUUUAGCUUCCUAGAAAGGGCACCAAGUGAGACUAUCGUGAAGCAAUUAAGAAGUUCAUUUGUCUAUGGCCCUCCAUCUAUUUCUGUUAUGGCUUCUAAGGCAUUACUUGACCUUGCGGUUUGGCAUGGCCCUGAUGAAAUGGACAAAGCAAUGAAUUGCAAUCUAUCAUCACUGUUGAGUGACCAUAAUAUGGCUGCAACCAAAGUUGAGUUCUGCAGUGGAACCGAGGAUCCGAAUAUUGAACUGCUCAGUCUGCUUUAUGCCGGACUUGGGCACAAUUGGGGUGGUUGUGUUGCGACCGAAGAAAACCAACCGAUUCAAGAGAUUCUAGGAGAGGGUCUGGCGAAGAUUCUUCUGUUGAGCGAAAAGUUUCCAGGAUCACUUGCUUCGAUGCACCACUUGCUAUUGGCUAAACUAAUCAUCCUUUAUUUCGGUUCCGACAGCGAGCACCUUCAAAGGUUGAAACAAUGCCUGUCGGUCUUCUUUGAGCACUAUCCAUCACUUUCUGCAAAUCAUAAGAUAUGCCUAUCAAAGGCGUUCAUGCCUGUAGUCCGGUCUUUGUGGCCUGGUAUCAAUGGCAACGCUGCAGGAUCUUCCAUGAUGGUGUCUAAAAUGCGUAAAAGAGCCAUACUGGCUUCGCAGUUUAUGGUGCAGAUGAUGCAAGCUCCUCCUCCUCCUCUGUUAGACGAAGCCAAAGACAAAGAGAGUGAAAAGGCAGAUGCAGAGAAGGAUGAUCCGUUGCUGGAUUUUCAAAGUGGAGAGGAAGGACUUGCACUUCGCAUUGCGGCUGAGGUGGUGAGCUUAGCGUUACCAGGCAAGAAGUCGGCUGCAGAAAAAUCAUACGCUGCUGCACUUUGUCGAGCGCUUUCAUUGCUCAACUUUAGAGUGUCAGAGCAGGCGGCUAUAAAGCUCAUGCGAAUGCUUCUAAGCCGUAUGAUCAUAUCGGUAGCUGCAAGUGAAAAAGAUGUUGCGAGGGAAUUGAAGCAUAUGAGGGAGCGGCUGCAGGGGAUGGAAAAGCAGCCGGAUGAGAAGCUGUCCGCUGACCAAAUGCAUCGGAUGUUAGGGACGCUGAUGCUGGACCACCAUCUAUCAAUGGAAGAAGACAUGGACGAGGCUGCUGCUGCUAACACUCACACUCCGGUAGUAGUUCCAUCAACCACAUGGCGCACCAAUGCUGCAAGAAAGCAGCAGCAAGCUAGGAGGAGUGAGGAAGAAUCUUCAUCCGACGAUGAAAUCUCUCCUCCCAUUAAUGGUGUCAACGUCGUUCCCAACACUCCUGCUCGUUCCCAAAGAGCAAGCAAGACGGCAGCGCUGACGAGAAUGACGGCAACAGUCAGAAUAGAUGAGGACGAUGACGAGGACGAUGAUGGGGACGUGACGUCGGAAGACGAAUCCUAAGGCGUUUGUUUGACUCCAAAUGGAAUUUUAAAUAUUGUUGUUGUGUGUUGUGAAUUGGUCGAGCUGCUGCUGCUGCUGCUGAUCCUAUCCUCUCUUAUGUUAUGUGAAUGUGCUUUCAAUUCUGAAACCUGCUCACUCUUCCUUUCUCCCUUUUCUUUCUUAAACUUCUCAUGUCAUGUAAUACAGUUUGUAAGACUAUAUGCAAUGCAAGAAUCACAGAUA
Molecule: messenger RNA, 3440 nt
Organism: Andrographis paniculata
Lineage: Eukaryota; Viridiplantae; Streptophyta; Magnoliopsida; Lamiales; Acanthaceae
Exons: 12
Coding region: 96-3218 (1040 amino acids)
Biological process (GO): mitotic chromosome condensation
Cellular component (GO): condensin complex; condensed chromosome
Source: RefSeq, a predicted model, not a curated record